Beta vulgaris subsp. vulgaris (sugar beet) is the source of this 366-nucleotide messenger RNA. RefSeq lists its product as uncharacterized. Bases 1 to 366 code for a protein of 121 amino acids. The record is from RefSeq and is a predicted model, not a curated record. The transcript has a single exon. Lineage: Eukaryota; Viridiplantae; Streptophyta; Magnoliopsida; Caryophyllales; Amaranthaceae.
AUGGAGUUGCUUACAUGGAUGGCUUGCUUAUGUCCUAAAGAUGGAUUAUCUUCUUUCUACACGGAAAAGGUACUUAAACUUGCCAUUCUUUAUCCUUCCGAAUUUACAACUAAUGAUUUAGAUACUCUUGAUUGUCAACUUGAUAUAUUCAUGGAAGUUAUGCGAGAUGAUAGUGGUGACUUCCAAGAUGUCAAUGAUCUUUCUUCCCUUUCAAUGAAGUUUGUUGAAACAAAUAGGAAUGAAGCUUAUCCACUUAUGUUUUUGCUCAUCAAGUUGAUUCUUCUGGUUGCUACGGCAAGUGUGGAAAGAGUGUUUUCGGGAAUGACUUACAUAAGUCGCGAAAUAGCAUGGGUGAUCAAUUUUUAA